This is a messenger RNA of Crotalus tigris (Tiger rattlesnake), 2996 nucleotides long. RefSeq names its product tyrosine 3-monooxygenase/tryptophan 5-monooxygenase activation protein beta (gene YWHAB). Gene Ontology annotation, cellular component: cytoplasm. Gene Ontology annotation, biological process: signal transduction. The record is from RefSeq and is a predicted model, not a curated record. Lineage: Eukaryota; Metazoa; Chordata; Lepidosauria; Squamata; Viperidae. The transcript is spliced from 6 exons. Bases 158 to 892 code for a protein of 244 amino acids.
UGACCCUGGCGGCGGAAGGAGCUGCAGGAGCCGCAGGGUGUGUAAGUGUGGUAAGAGGGAAGCGGGUGGCUGCGCGCCGACACGCUUGCUUCGCCCGCUGUCCGAGGCCCGAACGUUCCUCUCAUUUCGCCACGGUCGCACCCAGUCAGGAAUAACGAUGGAUAAAAGUGAGCUUGUACAGAAGGCCAAAUUGGCUGAGCAGGCCGAACGCUAUGAUGAUAUGGCUGCUGCCAUGAAGGCUGUCACUGAGCAGGGUCAUGAGCUAUCCAAUGAAGAAAGGAAUCUACUAUCUGUUGCCUACAAAAAUGUGGUUGGUGCUCGUCGGUCUUCUUGGCGUGUCAUUUCCAGCAUUGAACAGAAGACAGAACGGAAUGAGAAAAAACAGCAGAUGGGAAGAGAAUAUCGUGAGAAGAUUGAGGCUGAGUUGCAGGACAUAUGCAAUGAUGUUCUGGAACUCUUAGAUAAGUACCUUAUUGUUAAUGCCACACAACCAGAAAGUAAAGUCUUCUAUUUGAAAAUGAAAGGCGAUUACUACAGAUACCUUUCAGAGGUGGCAUCUGGUGACAAAAAGCAAACAACAGUAGCAAAUUCUCAACAGGCAUAUCAAGAAGCAUUUGAAAUCAGCAAGAAGGAGAUGCAGCCAACACAUCCUAUUCGACUUGGUCUGGCACUUAAUUUCUCUGUGUUCUACUAUGAAAUAUUAAACUCACCUGAGAAAGCCUGUAGUCUGGCAAAGACAGCAUUUGAUGAAGCAAUAGCUGAACUGGACACACUGAAUGAAGAAUCUUACAAGGAUAGCACCCUGAUUAUGCAGCUACUUAGAGAUAAUCUUACUCUAUGGACAUCGGAAAACCAGGGAGAUGAAGGGGAAGCUGGAGAAGGCGAAAACUAAGUCUGUCAUGCUUCACUAUGUGUUCAAUGUCACUGUAUCCUACACAUUAUAUUCCUUUGUGCGGCAAGCAAAAAGAAUAGUACAUCGACUUCACAACCUCAACGUAGCAAACUGUCUGUGGGGUAAAAAAAAAUUGGUUGGUGUUCUGUGUAUGUCAAAUGGAAAUCAGUUGAACAAUGGCAUUCUGAACCUUUCCUAUUAUGAACACUUGCAGUUAUGAUUACCGUGUUUAUAUUUUUUUAACUGAACACUGUGAUUAAGGGUUUUGCGAUUGCAGUUGACUUUACAAAACUCAAAUGAUGAAAGAAUAGAUACAAAUCAUGUGAUUCCUUGGAAGGAUAAUAAUCUGGUAUCAAAGUUGCUGAAGUACAAUUCUGCUGUAAAGUUGUAUAGAAAAUUAUAGAGAUUAUAUUGUGAUACUGCAACAUGGAAGGGCAACAAUCUACUGUGUGGUAUUCCAGUUCAGAAGCUCACUUCUGUGAAUUGAAUAGACAUGUUCAUUCUGACAUUUCUUUUUUAAAAAAUAAUGAUAAUGAUGAUGCUGGACCCACUGCUUUUUAGCCAAAUGCUCAUUUAAUUUUAAUUUUUUUUCUUAAAUUUCAUUUAAAGCCAAGGGGAAAUGAAAAUCUAACUUAGCAAAUAAUGGUGGCAGAAAAUUGUGGCCUUGCCUCUGGGCAGAUAGUCCACUGCUCUUGCCACUGGCAACAUCAUUUUAGUCAGUAAUACGUUAUACAUUUACCUUGUAGACUAGUGGAUUAACAUGAAAUUUGGAUUCUACUUUUAUGGCUUUAUUAGCUGUAGAAUAAUUGCAUGAAAUAAUGUUUUUUCAGUUUAAAAAAGUUGAACAUUAAUUCCUUCCAGGAAAAAAACUGUAUCUUUAAAUAUCUGAGUUCUUGGUACAAGUUGUGUCUCUCCUGAUGUAAUUUAAAUUAGAAACUCACUGUAAUUGGGAUUUAUUUCUGGUAAUGGUAAAAAGUGAAAUAUGCUGGAGGACAGGUCUCGCUUAGAUGCAGAUGGCCUAUUGCUGCUAUAGUUUUUGCCACUCCUGGUCCAAAACAAAUAACAGGCUCAUAUAUAACCUUUUCCUUAACUUCCUUAGAAAUAGAGAUCAUAAUGUUUAAUUAUAAAUUUGUCCAGGCAAAGAUUGGAAUUCAGUAGUAGUUGCAUGAAUAAUGCAGUGAAAGAUUAGACUAUUUUUCUUAUUAGUCUUUUCAAUAUCGUUUCUCUGCUUGUGACAUUCCACUUGGCUUAUAGAGUCCAUCUGUCUGUUCAACUGUUCGCUGAAAAAAAAAUUCAUGCACUGACUUCAAAAUUCCCCUCUACUAGCUGAACAAAUUGUGCAGUUUUUCUUGGCGCUUGAUAAAUGCAGUAGUGAAUGUGGAACCGAGCCUGUCUGUAUAUCUGGUAGCUCUUUUUGCAUUGUUUCUACUGACCAGUAUUUUGCCUAAAGUUUGCUUCUGUGAUGGUUGUAUUAACUAGCACACAUGUGGUUGUGAGAAUAGUAUAGCAAAAAGAAAUACCUGGUUAUCGAUGUACUAGAUUUGUGUAUGUCUUUCAAACAGUUCUAGUUUCACCCUACACAAUCAGGAAAGUGUAAAACGAUUUAAAAAUAAAAAAAUUUAUCAGUUUGUAGUUUCUCUUUUUUUAUGUUAUCACAAUCAUUUCAUAAAAUUAUGGCUACAUUCAAUAUGAUGGAAUGGCUGUUAUUUUGGGACCCUAACAAUAUGAUUGUAUUAGAUUAUGCAAUUGAUGUAAUUAAUUGUAUCGGUGAUGUCUAUGAACUGAUUUUUCUGUUGGUCUAAAAUGAUUUAAACUUAUUACUAUUUCUUUGUGAGCAAAAUACUGAAAUUUGGUUUUCUACAUGGAAUAAAAUUGUACUUUAUAACAUGAUAGCUUAUACUAUACUGUCCAAUUUUCCUGGAAACAUCACCAGUACUUCAUAAAGGGUAUAAAAAUAAGGUACAUUAUAGUCUACAUUUUUUAAAAGGAGUUAAAAAGCAAACUGCAUCAUAAUCAGAAAAGUUAAUCUUGUAAAACUUCGUUUCAGAACAAAUUGCCCUUUGAUAUAAAUAUUGGAACUAAUAAAAUGGAAUAUUUACUUUGA